Molecule: messenger RNA, 4313 nt
Organism: Arabidopsis arenosa
Lineage: Eukaryota; Viridiplantae; Streptophyta; Magnoliopsida; Brassicales; Brassicaceae
Source: the annotation of a GenBank genome assembly
AACUUCUCCGAUUUUUUUCUUCCCAAAAAUUAUAUAAAAAAUGAGAUUUCGUCUACUUCUAACGAUUUCGAUCAUCUUCUUCUUCACAGUGAAUCCAAUCUCAGCCAAAUUCUACUCUAACGUCUCUUCAAUUCCACCGUUACAAUUCCUAAACGCAACACAAAACGCAUGGGAAACAUUCUCAAAACUUGCCGGUUGUCACAUCGGAGAAAAUAUCAACGGUCUCUCAAAACUCAAACAAUACUUUCGCCGUUUCGGUUACAUCACCGGAACCAAUAAUUGCACAGACGAUUUCGAUGACGUGCUUCAAUCCGCAAUCAAUACUUACCAGACUAAUUUCAAUCUCAAAGUCACCGGAAAACUCGAUUCGUCGACUCUCCGGCAAAUUAUCAAACCGAGAUGCGGGAAUCCGGAUAUGAUCGACGGAGUUUCUGAGAUGAACGGUGGAAGAAAGCUUCGUACGACGGAGAGGUACUCGUUUUUCCCCGGGAAGCCACGGUGGCCGAAACGGAAACGAGAUCUGACUUACGCGUUUGUGCCGCAGAACAAUUUAACCGACGAUGUGAAACGCGUGUUUGCACGCGCCUUCACGCGUUGGGCGGAGGUGACUCCGUUGAAUUUCACGCGCUCUGAGUCUCUCCUCGGAGCUGAUAUAGUGAUCGGAUUUUUCUCCGGUGAACAUGGAGAUGGUGAGCCGUUUGAUGGAGCUAUGGGGACAUUAGCGCACGCUUCAUCUCCUCCUACGGGGAUGUUACAUUUAGACGGUGAUGAGGAUUGGUUGAUCUCUGAUGGUGGAAUUAGCCGUCGGAUAUUACCGGUAACGACGGUGGUGGAUCUUGAAUCGGUGGCGGUUCAUGAGAUCGGACAUCUUUUAGGGUUAGGUCACUCGUCGGUGGAAGAUGCGAUUAUGUUUCCGGCGAUUUCUGGUGGAGAUCGGAAAGUGGAGUUAGCGAAGGAUGAUAUUGAAGGGAUUCAGCAUUUGUACGGUGGAAAUCCGAACGGAGACGGUGGUGUUUCAAAGCCUAGCCGGGAGAAUGAAUCUACCGGUGGCGCUGAUUCCAGUGGCGAUAGCGUUCGUCGGUGGAUUACUGUAAAGGAUACUCAACAAAACAGAGACAUGGGCUUCACUGAUCCACCAAAGCCCAUCAAGGAUUCAAAUGAUAAAGCCUCUUUAGACUCCAACGGUAACAGAGCAUCAUCACACAAACAAUGUGCUCAGCUCCUCCGUACAGUCAAAGCAGUCGCACCAGCUCAUCAUACAGCUCACACUAUGAUCCAAAUGAAGAAUAGAUUCGCUCCUCUUGGAUCUACCAUCAUAGCGCCGGUAAUACGAUCUAUGGCUACUGAUAUUUUUCCUUCCGCUCCUUUUUCUAUUGCUCAAGUUGUGACUCUCAAACUUACAGAGUCCAACUACUUGUUAUGGAAAACUCAAAUUGAGUCUUUUCUUGCACCACAAAAGCUACUGGGCUAUGUCAACGGUGCUAUCCCUCGUCCGCCAGCUACUGUGUUGGUUAACAAUGUUGAAUCUCCAAAUCCAGAGUUUACACGGUGGGUUCAGUAUGACCAGCUUGUUCUCGCUUGGAUCUUUGGUUCUCUGUCUGAAUCUGCUUUGAGAGUGGUCUAUGGGAUGCACUCUGCUCAUGAGGUAUGGUCUGCUCUUGCCAAAAAGUUUAAUAGAGUCUCUACUACUAGGAAGUAUGAUUUACAGAAAAAGUUAAGGUCUUGUCUUAAAUCUGGGAAAACUAUGGAAGAGUAUGUUGGUGAAAUGAAACAAGUGUUUGAUCAGCUUCACUCUAUAGAUUUUCCUAUGACUGAACAAGAAAAAAUCUAUGCUUUGCUAAGUGGUUUGGGAAAAGAGUAUGAGCCUGUAACUACUGUUAUUGAGCAUUCUAUGGACACGCCUCCUGGUCCUUACUAUGAAGAUGUGGUUUUCAAGCUCAUUGCUUUUGAUGAUAAGCAACAGAGUUACUCUUCUGCUCCUGAGGUCACUCCUCAUCUGGUUUUUCACACUGAAAAGAGCUACUAUGACAAAGGUGGUUCAAACAACAGGGGAGGACGCUUUGGUAAUCGAGGAAGAGGCAACUACUCUACAAAAGGUCGUGGCUUUCAACAACAUGGCAAUGGUCAGAACAGUGAUUCCUCUCGCCCAACUUGUCAGAUAUGCGGGAAAUAUGGUCACAGUGCUUUCAAGUGUUACAAUCGGUUCAAUGAAUCUUACUCUCAGCCAUCCCUACCAACUGCUAUGGCUGCUCUGAGAAUCUCUGAUGAAGAACAUCGCACUGGCAAUGACUGGCUCCCAGACACAGCAGCUACUGCACACAUCACCAACUCUGUCAAUAAUCUGCAGCAGUCUCAGCCUUAUCAAGGACAUGAUUCUGUAAUGGUUGGGAAUGGUGACUUCUUGCCAAUAACUCACAUUGGUACUAUACCCCUUCAGACACUGUCAGGUAAACCUCUGCCCCUUAAUGAUGUUCUUGUCUGUCCUGAUGUUGCUAGGAAUCUUCUUUCUGUUUCAAAGUUGUGCUCAGAUUACCCAUGCUCCUUUAAAUUUGACUCUGAUGGUGUGCGUGUAAAGGACAAGCAAACAAAGCAGCUCCUCACAGUCGGACGCAGGGAUAAGGAUCUCUAUGUGUUGGAAAAUCCUGCAUUCACAGCCUUCUAUUCAACAAGACAACACUCCACCAGUGAUGAAGUGUGGCACCAAAGAUUAGGGCAUCCACAUGCAGAGAUUCUUCAACACCUAUCUAGAACAGAAGCUAUAUCAGUGAAUAAACGCACCAACAAGUUGUGUGAGUCUUGCCAGCUUGGAAAGAGUGCUCAGCUUCCUUUUUCUUCUUCUACUUUUGUAGCUACAAAGCCUUUAGAGAGAUUACAUUGUGACUUAUGGGGACCUGCCCCAGUUUGUUCUUCUCAAGGGUUUAAAUACUAUGUCAUUUUCAUUGACAAUUUCUCUCGUUAUUGCUGGUUUUAUCCAUUGAAGAAUAAGUCUGAUUUCUACUCAGUUUUUCUCUUGUUCCAAACCUUUGUUGAGAAUCAGUUAAAUCAGAAAAUCAAGAUGUUUCAGUGUGAUGGGGGUGGUGAAUUUGUCAGUAAUCAAUUUGUUGCUCAUUUGGCACAAUGUGGGAUCAAGCAGUUAAUCUCAUGUCCUCAUACGCCGCAACAAAACGGUCUUGCUGAAAGAAAGCACAGGCACUUAACAGAGUUAGGUCUCAGCAUGUUGUUUCAUGGGAAGGUUCCACAGCAGUACUGGGUUGAAGCCUUUUUUACUGCAAACUACCUGAGUAACCUGCUACCUACAACUGCUCACAAGCCUCUAAAGAGUCCUUUUGAAGCUUUGUUUAUGCAGAAACCUGAUUAUUCAGCAUUAAGGACGUUUGGAAGUGCAUGUUAUCCUACUCUGAGGGCUUAUGGUAAUAACAAGUUUGAGCCAAAGUCUCUGAAAUGCGUUUUCAUCGGCUAUAAUGAUAAAUACAAAGGUUAUCGGUGUGUCUAUCCUCCUACAGGUAGAGUUUAUAUUAGUAGACAUGUUAUUUUUGAUGAGCAGGUCUAUCCUUUUGCAGAAGAUUAUGCUCAGUUUCAUGCUGCAGCCAAGACCUCUAUUCUCUCAUCCUGGCAACAAGGUGCAUUGCCUCCACUGCAUACUCCAAAUUCAGUCUCACAAGGUAAUACUGAACCAGUUGAAAUCCCUGUUUCAGUGAUACCUCCAAUAACAAAUCCACAUCAGGAGCAUCCUACAAAUGCAGAACCUGCAAUUACUGUACCAGAUGCUACCUCUCCAUCAACAUCAAAUGCAGACACUUUGUUCACUGAUGCUGAUUUUCCUCCACUGCCACCACCUGUUGUCAAUGAACACUCUAUGGUCACCAGAGGAAAAGAUGGCGUCAGAAAGCCUAACCCUAAGUAUGCAAUGCAUACUACACCUGUCAUUGUCAAGGAACCCAAAACAGUGGCCUCUGCUCUCAAACAUCCCGGAUGGACCGCUGCAAUGGGUGAGGAAAUCGAGUCUUUUGUUGACACAAAGACUUUCUCUUUGGUUCCUUAUCAGCCAGAUAUGAACAUUCUUGGUUGUCGAUGGGUUUUCAGAACAAAACUUAAUGCCGAUGGUACUCUUGACAAGCUUAGAGCACGUCUUGUAGCCAAAGGCUAUGAUCAAGAAGAAGGUGUAGAUUUUCUUGAGACCUUCAGCCCUGUUGUGAGGACUGCAACGGGUUUCAUGAUCCAGAAAAUCCUGCUCAUGUUUGGAAACUACACAAAGCAGUCUAUGGCUUAAAACAAGCGCCAAGGGAAUGGUUUAAUAAGUUCAGUACCUUCCU